Messenger RNA from Lethenteron reissneri (Far Eastern brook lamprey), 3856 nucleotides. RefSeq names its product coiled-coil and C2 domain-containing protein 1A-like. NCBI's taxonomy places the organism in Eukaryota, Metazoa, Chordata, Hyperoartia, Petromyzontiformes, Petromyzontidae. The record is from RefSeq and is a predicted model, not a curated record. Gene Ontology annotation, molecular function: DNA-binding transcription repressor activity, RNA polymerase II-specific.
CGCGGAUCGAUUCCGCUUCCCGAGUCAAAGGCCUCGCCUCUGACAGCCCCGAAGGCUGUUUGGGUCCCCUUCGAGUCCCCUUGGGUCCCCUUCGGCUGCACCCCCUCGGUCGUUCCCCCGAUAGCUUCCUCCACAGGGUGCGGUGCCCCGUUAUUAACCCAACGCCGGCGGGCGCUUGGCGGGGACGAAUCCCGAAGAGACCGGCGAAGCCUACGGUGUUGCCUUGAACCUCCCGCCGCGAAGGAGCGAGCAUGGCCGGCAGGAGCCGCGGGGCCGACAGGGGUCGGGGUCGGGAUCGGGAUCGUCAGAAUGAAGAUUUGAAAAGAAAGCUGGGGCUGCUGCCAUUUCCCGAUGGUGAUGGCGGGGGUUACGAUGAUGGUGAUGGCGAUGAUGGGGAUCUGGAGGCAGAGUUGGCGGCUCUGGUCGGGGGGACGGAGGGCAGAGCCAAGAAGGAGAAGCCACGCGGAAAAGGUGUCACCCCGGGAGCGUUGGAGGAGAUCGCUCGGAUGGCAGCAGUGUGCAUGAGGGACGAUGAUGAUGGUGAUGAUGGCGAUGAUGGCGACCUGGAGAUGGACAUGGAGUUAUUGGCUGAGCUGCAGGAGGUGAUGGAAGACGUUGAGACAGAAGCCCCGGUCUCCAAACCACAGCCCCAGCCCCAAGCCGUGAUCCCUACACACUCACAGCCCAUGGUGUCUCUGCUGGAGUCCCGUGUCUCACUCUACGCUGAAGCUGUCUCCAACGCUCGCCUGGCGGGGGAAAGCUCCAAAGCUCGUCGAUUCGAGCGUGGACUCAAGAGCUGCCAGGAUUUGCUGAAAGCUGCCAAGUCCGGCCGCUCCAUCUCCGAGGAGGACAUACCGCCGCCCGUGGCCACAGGAAACAAAACCCGGGAGGCAAAGCCGGAACCGGAUCCAAAACCAGAAGUUAAACCGGAGCAAAAGCCGGAAGUGAGACCCAAACCGGAAGUGAAGCCGAAGCCGGAAGUUGCACCAAAACCGGAAGUGAAGCCGCCACCAGCCGUGAAACCGGAAGUGAGCCCGGAGCAAAAGCCGGAAGUGAGACCCAAACCGGAAGUGCAAGCGAAACCGAAAAUGAGUCCGGAACCGGAGCUGAAACCAAAACCAGGAACGGAACAGAAACGGGAGCCAGAGCCCGGGAACAGAUCUGGAUCGGAGGAUCCAUCUCCCCUGCUGUUGGAUCUGCGUCAACGCCAGAGGGAGUACUCGGUAGCAGCGCUGGCCGCCAAGAAACACGGAGACACGGAGACAGCCAUGGCAUAUUUUCGGACAGCCAAGUCGUUUGACGCUGUUAUCUCUGCGCUGUUGAGAGGGGAACGCGUCGACCUGUCCAACGCUCCUCCUCCUCCUGCUGCUCCUGCUGCUGCUGCUCCAUCUCCUGCUGUGCCGGUGAACGUCGCUCCAAGUCCCAAAGUUGGAGGUCCGGAACCACAGACAAAACCUCCCCCCUCGCUACCCGACACGCCGCUGUCCGCGCUGGAGGCUCGUCUGUCUGCCUACAGAGACAUCGCAGCUCAGGCCAAGAAGGAGGGGAACAGUGCUAAGGCUCGGAGACACGAACGCAUCGCCACGAGCUAUGUGGACGCUAUCAAGGCUCUGAAGGCUGGGAAGCCGGUGGACUUCAGCGAGCUUCCAGCUCUGCCCUCAUUCCCUCCCAUCCCGGGAGUCGUGGGAUCGGGGGGUGAGGACGCUGUCGUUGCCUCCCUGGCGAGCCUGGACAGACACGGAGACCUGCAGAGCGCGGAGAUGGAGACGGGGGAGAGUGGGCAGAGGAGUGGGGAGAAGAUGGAGAGAGCUCCUGCUGCUACUCGCUCGGUGGCUCCUCCAACCACUCCCCAGCCAGUUCCUGGACCUACCCAGUCAGUUCCUGGACCUACCCAGCCAGUCACAAAAUCACCAGCUGCCUGCCAGCAGCAGCUGCAGCUGCGCCUGCUGCAGCGACGCCGCACCCUGCUGCACGCCGCUGCGCUGCGCUGCAAGGAGAGUGGGGACCUGGCGGGUGCCAAGGUGCUGCUCAAGCAGCGGCGUGGAGUGGACGCCUUCCUGGAGCACUGCCAGGCCGGAAUGCCAGUGGACAUCGCCCAGAUUCCGGCACCACCUCCGCUGCCAGACUCGGACUUUGAGUUUGUGUCUCGACGAGAGGCUCGGGACUCUGAAAGACACCACGAGGAGUACUCGCGGCUCGGCCACGUCCUCAGGGCACAGCAUAGCAAAUGCCAGGAGAUUGCUCAGCAGUUCACACUCCUGGGCAACAUCACGGAGAUCGCAAAGUACGAGGCGAUGGAGGAUGAGGUGGCUACCCAGUUGGAAUUCCUGCGCAAGGCCCACAGCCUGGGCCUGCCUCCGCCUAAGUCGCACCAGGAGAAGCGCACCAUGAGGGCCAUCCGAAUAAAUGCUCACCUCUCCGCCUUGGAGAUGGAGUUGCUGAUCGUGAAGGGGAUAAACCUUCCUGCUCCAUCCGGAUACUCCCAGGGGGAUCUCAACUCCUUCAUUAAAUUUGAGUUUCCGUUCCCCACCUCUGAUCAACCACAAACUGACAAGACUCAAUCAGUCAAGAACUCCUGCAACCCUGUCUACAACGCCGAGUUCAAGCUGAGUAUCGUGCGCACGAACCGCACAUUCAGACGCGCCAUCUCCUCCAAGGGGAUCCGUCUGGAGCUGUACCACAAGAGGUUGUUGAAGUCUGACUUGGUGGCCUGGGCUUCGUUCCGACUCGAGAAACUGGAGACUCAGAGUCACGUCAGAGCCAUCCUGGAGAUGAUGGACGGCAGGAAGCCCACUGGAGGCAAGUUGGAGGUGGUUGCUCGCCUGAGGGAGCCUCUGGCUGGGCCUGAAUUCUACCUCUCAACAGAGAACUGGCUCAGUGUGGAGGUGGUGAACAUCGCUCCGGUGACGGUUCCCAAAUCUCUUCCUCCAGCUGCUAAGAGCGUCCCAGUGCGAAUGUGGAGCCUCGAGGUCCUCGGCCUGGAAAAGAAGCUCUGUGAUGCACAGAUGGCUGGAUUCAGGGACCGGGGGCAGCCCCUCCCCCCGGCACUCGGGGACGUGGCCGCCCGCAUUUCCCAGAGGGCUGAGCGGCAGCGGCACUUCCUGCGGAGCGGAGGCCCAGCGGCGCGCAGAGACUACACUGCGUUUCUCAAGAAUGAAUAUUCUCGCUACUCCCAAGAGGCAAAGAAAUACCACCAGUCUGGAGACAAGGAAAAGGAACACAAAGCCAUUGAACGUGGAAGACUCAUCCAGAAAGAGCUCCAUGCCUUCCAGGACUAAGAACCUAUUGGAUACGGGGCAGGAUUGCGUGACAGGACGUGGCAAAGACAUCACAUGAAGUUCUGCCCCUCCACUACCCACAAUGCAUUUCGGAAGCUACUGGUCAAUUCAACUUACUGUUAUUGGGUUAUUGGAUUCAUUGCUUAAUCCUUGGUUACUAGUUAAUUCAUUAUUAUUCAUUGGUCUCGGUGUGGUUAGUCUAUGGAUCUAUGUGUGGUGAGUCUAUGGAUCUCUGUGGUGAUUCUGUGGGUCUCUGUACGAUAUAUGUCUCGGUGUGAUGAGUGUGGGUUUCGGUGUGAUGAGUCUAUGCGUCUGUGUGGUGAGUCGAUUCUUGGUGUGGUGAGUUUAUGAGUCUGAGUCUAUCGACUCAGACUCCUAGAGAUAUAUAGACUCAGAGACACAUAGAGAUACAUAGAUACUCAGUGAGAUGCAUACUCAGAGACACAUACAAACGUAUAGAGAUACAUAGACUCAUAGAGAUGCAUAUACUCAGACUCAAUGAGAUAUAUAUACUCAUAGAGAUACACAGAGAUAGGUAGACAAAUACAAAUAAUAAAGACAGUCUUAUUCCACUGCUG